AUGUCUCAACCGAAAAAUCUUUUCUUCAGUGCACUUUUGCUUUUCGUUGUUUUACUCGUGUCCAAAGUUUACUCUUUUGAUCCCAACACAGUAGAUCCCAACACCAAAGCCACUUGGUGUAAUGAUCAAACGACCACCUGUACAAACAUUUGUAAUGAUAAUGGUAGUGGAGGAGUAUCAAUCAAUUAUUGUAAAGCAGAUACUCUUGAAUAUUCCUGUGUUUGUGCAAAUGGGAUAACACCAAACUCUACUGAAUACACCCAAACCAUACCAUACUUUAUGUGUAUCGCUGAUCAAGAGACAUGUACAAAAAACUGUGGUCCCGCCGCUCAAGAUUGUGUUAACGGAUGUCAGAAAAAUUGCACUGCCACAUAUGUCAGACCUCCAAAAGAACCCCCAACAACUGUUGGCGAUAAUGGAAAGACUCCUGAUAAUUCCGCUGCUUCACCCACAUCUACUCCAAAGAAUCCUAAUACUCUUCUUAACAGUGCCGCUUUCAUGAUAUCCCCAAUUCAAGGAAGUUUCUUGUUAUUAUUUACUCUUGUUAUCACUUUCUUGGGUCGCGUAAAUUCAGCAUAA
Funneliformis geosporum is the source of this 579-nucleotide messenger RNA. Lineage: Eukaryota; Fungi; Glomeromycota; Glomeromycetes; Glomerales; Glomeraceae. The record is from the annotation of a GenBank genome assembly.